AGAACAACCUGUAAAGUCCUCAAACGGGUGUCACCAGUCCCCAUAAGUGGCCCCCGCAUGCAGCAAGAAGUUAUCAGUAGCGACAGGAAGACCUUACAUCAAACUUCGACACGUACCUCUCAAACCUACAUGAUGAAAUCGGACUGACUGAAAACACCUAACACAGAAAACAAGAAGUAGCCGCGGAAACUACCAAACACAGAAAACAGAACUAGCAGAUAAACAUUUUUUGAUUUUCCCUCCUUAGAGUGACAAAUUAACUGACAUGCCUCUCACAAAUUUAGGCUUGCAACCGGAAACCAGAAUAACAGCUUUCAACCACCACACAUCUUGUGAAGGACUAAACACAGACAGUGAAGCUGCGAUGACUGGUCAUGUUGGAGGAGAGCAAGGAACGUCAGGAUAUGAGUGAUAACAUUAACAAGUUUCACAACAAUGAAUUCUACUCUGCAAUUAUGGAUGAAGACUCGGAACGCAUAGAAGACAUGUCAAAAAAGUAUGGCAGCAAUUUCCUCAUCAAGAUACAAAACGGUGCACCUGGAAAAGUUUCGUGGAAGGGUCUUGCUAUCCUCCCCCUUCACCUUGCUGCCUCUUUCAGAAGAGUAAAGAGCAUGCAGAGCCUGCUGUCAGCAGGGGCAGACCCUGAAAUGAGGAACCGGCUCGGUCAGACCACUCUGCACUUGGUGAUAACCGGUUGGCCAAGCAGCCUGGCUGCUUGGCCAAAACCAAGUUGCAAGGUGAAGACUGCUGUGAGCGGCGUGUGCAGGCAGGCAGAGGCCUGUCUGCGGCUCCUCUGUGAGCACGGUGUUAACGUCAAUGCAGAGGUGGAGGGAGAGAGUCACCAGACAGCUCUCCACCUAUCGGUACGCUAUGCAGCUCUGUCUGCCAUCCAUAUUCUGGCCCGCUAUGGUGCUGAUGUUAAUGCUGUGGACAGCAGUGGGAUGACGCCCCUGCAUAUGGCCGCUGGGAUCCUCCGUAAGGACAUUAUAGCCAGUUUGAUCAAGGAGGGAGCAGAUGUCAGUAUGGAGGUGAAGCAGUCUGGGAACACUCCUCUUCACCUCGCUGCCGUGGCGAUGACUAUGAAGACCACUAAAACCCUGGAGGACAACACAUGCUGCAUUUCUGAGCUGCUCGAGCAGAGGGCGACGGCCAAUGCAGUGAACAAAGCUGGACUGACACCUUUACAGGAAGGGUGCAGCAUGGGCAACAAGGAGCUGGUGGACGUACUGCUCAGGUAUGGAGCCGACAUAAAUAAGCUGAGCAAAGCGGGAGAGAACUGUUUGUUCCUGUUCCUGAACCACAGGCCUAAUGUAAGCAACAGAUCUCUGCUGGUGAAACUCAUCAGUCUGACCUCUCCGCUCACUGUGUACAACCAGAAAGGCCAUCUGCCUUCAACCUUGAUGCUUCCAUGUUUCUUCAAACAGAGAGACCAGCUACUAAACCUCAUUCAGCAGCCAAGGAGGCUUCAGGAUAUUUGCAAGCGUGAAAUUUAUCUAAAACAUGUCCAAGACAAGAGAAAACAGCUGAUAAAAAUCCUUCCUGAGAGGCUAUAUGACUUUGUAUUCAACUACUGGGAGAAUUUAAAAAUUUCCUUUGAGACAGAUGAACUAGACUCUAUCAAUAACGUAUAUGAUAUUGCUCCUAUUUAACACCUGUGCGUCACUGCAAACUGCAUGUGACCCUUCUCUGAUCAAAUAAAAUCUAUCGAAGCAGCUUA
Molecule: messenger RNA, 1717 nt
Organism: Dicentrarchus labrax (European seabass)
Lineage: Eukaryota; Metazoa; Chordata; Actinopteri; Moronidae
Product: ankyrin repeat domain-containing protein 61
Exons: 5
Coding region: 375-1649 (424 amino acids)
Molecular function (GO): protein binding
Source: RefSeq, a predicted model, not a curated record